Messenger RNA from Anopheles cruzii, 6011 nucleotides. It is a transcript of the gene simj, whose product is annotated as transcription factor dcp-66. Bases 1 to 2544 code for a protein of 847 amino acids. The record is from RefSeq and is a predicted model, not a curated record. The transcript has 8 exons. Gene Ontology annotation, cellular component: NuRD complex. Lineage: Eukaryota; Metazoa; Arthropoda; Insecta; Diptera; Culicidae. Gene Ontology annotation, biological process: negative regulation of transcription by RNA polymerase II.
AUGGAGCGAAUGGAUGUGGAUGACACGGUGGUAGACCUGAGCCUCGGUUCCGGCCGGUCGUCGCUCUCGAUCACGCCGUCGACGGCGCGCGACCUGAGAAAUUUGGCCAAAAACUCCGGCCUCACCAUCACGCCUGCUCUGCCGCCCAUGGUGGAACCACAUUCCAACUCAUGCUCAUCGUCGUCGAUCGGCCACAGUGCCAUCGCGAGCGCUAUCAGCGGCAAUGGGAGUGGUGGAUCGCAGGGAGCGGUCGGAGUCGGCUCGAUGGGCAACACGUCACCCAUCCCGGGGCGCCGUGUCCUGCGGCCGCGUACCGAGGUGAAGUCGUACGCGGAAGUGCCGGACAUUGUGCUGUUACCGGCAAAGGUGAAUGGUCGCUCGCAGAACGGUGGUGGCAGUGCCGGUUGCAACAGUGCCGGUACCGGGCUGUCCGAGUCCGAGGACGAAGAGAUGCCCCCGGUGUACCCAAUCAAAGAGCUGUCACCGUCUGAAAUCUGGGAGCGGGAGCGUGGCCUGCGGAAGCUGCGCGAGGAACUGCGAAGCGAAGAAACGAAGCUGGUGCUACUGAAGAAGCUGAAACAAUCGCAGCAGGUCAUGAUGAAGGAGAACCUGAUCGUCACGCCGACCAACGUGAACCAACUGUCCAAUCCGUUGGCCGCCAUUCCGGCUGCCCUGACCAAGGGUUCGCUGAGCGUGACGCCGACCAAUGCCGUCCCGCUGCCGGCACACUCGAAACCGUCGUCAAACAAACCGCUCAACAAUCCUCCAAAUAAUCGAGGCUCACCGUUACACAUAACGCCGGUUCCGAAGGGAAUGACCCAAAGACCAUCGUUGCCAGGCGGGGCCACCCUGACACCGAGCAGCCCCGGCCACCGGUUACCGAUCGGCCUGACCCGGGCCGGUUCCAAUCUCACCAUCACACCGUCGGUGACGAUCACACCGACCAACGCACCCACCGCAGCCAUGAAGCAGCGCAAUCUUCAGAACUUGGGGCAGCUUAGCAGUUCCGUGUCGAUCACUCCGACGCCACCGAUACCGGCGCAAAUCAGCUGUACCACCGUGGAACCGGUUUCGUUUAAGCGAGAUCGCGACCAAGUGAUCAGAGAGGAUCCGCAAAGUCAAGCUCAACGGCAAGCAUCGGCAAAAUUGGCGCUUCGCAAACAGUUAGAGAAAACCUUGCUUCAGAUUCCUCCGCCGAAGCCUCCGCCACCAGAAAUGCACUUCGUGCCGAAUCCGAGCAAUAUCGAGUUUGUCUAUCUGCUCGGCCUGGAGCACGUCGUUGACUAUCUGACCAAGGACAAGAAACCGAACCCACCGCAACAACCGUAUCGUUGCGCGCAGUGCAAGAUCGACUUCACGCCCGUGUGGAAAUGGGAAAAACAGGGUAAAAGAGGAAAUCCCACUUUUCAGAACAGUCCAGUCGGUAAAGAUCCAAAGGUCAUCUGCGAGCAGUGCGUAACGAGCAACGUGAAGAAGGCACUGAAGGCAGAGCACACGAACCGCCUGAAGACGGCCUUCGUAAAGGCCCUGCAGCAGGAGCAAGAGAUCGAGGCACGGCUCGCGGCCCAAAGUAGUCCAUCGCCGGUGGAGAUUCACCCUACACCAUCUUCAACGCCCGGCUUGCGGGAGCAGCGCGAACUGCGCGAACUGGAGCAUCAGCAGCAGCAGCAACAACAGGCUCAAGUCGCUGCGCUGCAACAGCUGCAGCAGCAACAGCAGCAGGCAGCGGCCGCCGCUGCCGCUGCUGCAGCCGCCGCGGCGCAACAAGAGCGGCAGGAAAGGCAGCAGCGCCAAAAAGAGCAGCAAGAGCAGAUACGCCAGCAGCAGCAACAAAUGCAACAACUACAGCAACAGCAACUACAGCAGCAGCAAUUGCAGCAACAACAGAUGCAGCAACAGCAGCUACAACAGUUUCAAGAGCAACAGCAGCAGCAACAGCAACAGAGCCGUCAUCAUCAUCUUCAUCAGCUGCAUGCCGCGCACCUGCAAUCGCAGGUACCAUCCAAGUCCAAAACGCCCACACCGACUCCACGCCCAACGCCGACGCCACCGAAUCAACACCAGACGCCACCGCCCUCGUCCAGCUCGCGUUCUAGCCGCCACAGUGCAACAGCGAAUGCAACGGCCGAAGCAGCCGCUGCCCAGUUGACGGCCCUUGCCGGGCUCGGAGGGCUCGGGCAACUCGGAGCUCUCGGCAACUUUGGUAGCUUGGGUAACUUGGCGAACCUUAGCAACUCUACCGCAGCGGCCGCCGCCGUCCAGGCGCUUCAUCAACAACUAUUCCGAGGAUUGCAACAAAACAUACAGGCUGGAAAUUUAAACAACCUAAACAGUCUGCAGGCUCAGAUGAUGCAGUUUUCGCCGCUCCUUUAUUCGUAUCAACUGGCUAUGGCGCAGGCAGCCGCUUCUUUAUCGGCGGCCGGUAAGGGAUCAUCGCUGGCGGACAUUCAGCGUGCGAUGGAGUUGCACCGGCAGUACCAGGAAAUGCUUUCGCAGUCUGGUCCCGGGCCGAGCAGCAGUCGGCAAAACAACUGGAAAUCGUAAUCCCACACAUCUCGUCUCUCCGUCUUUCCUUCGAUCCCCGUCACCGAAUCCCUUGCGAUGGAAAACGAUAUCAGAGUCGCCGUCGUGGCUGAACGUUCCUAACGAUCUUCGUUCCGUUCGUUUGAACUCUGGCUCCCGGGAGCACACUCUUGACGGGGGCUCCAACCGUUGAUGUGGAACGAAUACGUAAGUUUCAAUUUGACAGCAAAAUGGAACACAAACGACGCCACCUUCUGCGGCGGUCCUGGCGUGGCUAUAUGGCGCAGACUGACAGGCUUUAUGCUACAAAACGCGUUGAUCAUAUUAGCGAGUGAUGUUUUAGUGAUAAGAUAAAUUGUUUAUCCUUUUUUUUGUUUGUCUCCCGCUCUGGGCUUUCUCUCGUUCCUCUCAUUCAGUGGUCUGUAGAAACGAACGGUCGACGGUGGUGGCCACAUUCGACGGGGGAAACAUUCACUGUUUUUGUUUUUCCUUUUGUUAUGAAUGAAGGAAGCGGGCCGGAAUCGGGAGCAGCAAACAUAGAACGAAGCGAGAGCAUGAAUCUGUGUUUUUUCCUUUGUUAAAUUCAACCUAUCAAGGACUCGUUCACACGCAUCCCGUGCCUUCCGGGCGGAUGUCUCAUUUUGCCUUACAAUUAUUGCGUUAACAACCACACCGUAGUUUGCUUCUAGAAUGUGUGUGUGCGUGUUUUCCGUUUCGUUUACUAAUUUUUAGACGUAAUAUUUAGGCACCAUUCGUUUAAGGGGCUGGAAGGGCUUUCCUGAGCAAAUAGCUAACGGACCGAAUGUGUUUACGAGUAAGUAAACAAACUAUAGGAAGAAUGUGAGGUAAACAUUCAUACGUGCGAUCAGAACCUGAACCGUGAACUCGUUAACGAGUCGUUCUCUUCCGGACUUAUACAGCGCUACUAAGCUGUACGUUCUAACCUUUUACAGUCCGUUGUGUUCACAUGUUUUUUGACUCGCACUGAGUACAAUAAUUGGUUGAAUGUUAGUGCUGCGUGAAAACGUUCCCUUUUGUUUCUGGUUUGGUUUUUUUUUUCUUUUCAUAUCGAUAAUUCUAUGAACGAAUUCACGGUACUACACCACGAGCAUAGUGUUUUAUAAAAAGAAUUAUACAUCGACUGUGGUCGAUUUCUCGAGUCUAUAAUUUAUCAUCCUUUUUAUUUUGUCAGAAGUGCAUUACUGUUGAAUUGUUUUAAAUCCUGAAACGACCGAAACGAGACGUGAAAAUUAUUUAAAUUUAUUCUUGAUGAUAUCAUGUGGGGAUCAUGGCCAUCAGUAACACGGCGUCGUGGAUGAAUUGUUUCGUUUCCUUUUACACUACUCUACGUAUUGCAGUGAAGUUUGUGCUCACUGCAUCUUGUUCAGUUAUUUAUACGAUCUAUUAGCCCCCUUAAAACUCAGCUUAGGCAAGAUUUUUCAGUCAAAUAGUAUCCAAAUAGAUGAAAGUUCCCUCUUUUAAACAGUGUUCUCGACCACAGUCCACUCUGAAUUUGUACCCUAAAUUUUUAACGAUACAUUUUCAGAAGAAAAACUUUACAACAACCGUAGAAGAAAAUAACCACAUGCAAGUAAUUACAAUUUACUGAAUAGAUCGAGAAAUGCAUAAUCCCCUUUUGCAAAGCACGAGUGGAACGAGCCCCGUCCGCGUCCGCUUCAGACGAAGCAACGCAAACGACGCAGACGACGUACUUUGCAAAAUUUGUGAUAAACUUCUCGUCUUAACCCAGCUCGAACGAGAAGGCUUUAACGAGUUUGCUCAACAUGCUCGAGAUUUGAUUCUACAAAAUCGAACAACGUACUUCAGUAAUGAUGUUUUCGUGGGAGUAUGCAAACAUUACAAUUAAUCAAAACUAAAACGAAUAUUCAGCGGAGUGAACUAUGAGGCAAAAAAACACAGUCGUCGACCACGACGUCUUGGUCGUCGACUGAGACGUCGGAACGAAUCCUAUUAAAUAUAAAUUUCCUACAAAAAAGGCGCCGACCCAUUAUCAAGUAAGACGUGUGCAGCGGGCUAACUAGAGGCGGGCACGGUUUAGUAACCAUCUUAGAAAUUCCAUUCCCAUGCAACAACACCCCCCAGGUUCGGUGUUUGCGGCACAUGGGACAUAAAAACUAUUCCUUAACGAAAAUCAAGCGCGUAAGGUAUCCGUGUUGUGUACAUACGAUGGUUCCGAUUACUCCCGUUCGUUUUUGCCCGUAUAGUGUUUGUUUUGCUCUAAUUUAGCGAGAGGAACAAAAUCGAAUUCGAGACAUUUCGCACCGAGAGGAGAGGUGUUUGCCGGAGAGGAUGGGCGUCCGUCCGACGGGAAAGCAAAAGCACGGCUAUAGUACGAAAUGCGGUGGUCCUAAACUAGUGGUGCGUACUAACUGAUAAGCAACUGCAUGGCAAAACAACUAAAGAUUCGCCGCCCGCCACACUUGGGGCCGAAGCAAACCAAAAGAGGGCACAUGUGAACGACCGAACGCCACCGGCGGACGCAAGCAGCAGCCGAAUGGUGUUUGCAUCUCUUGAAAAAAUGUCGUUUCGUCGAAUAGAUGUGGGAAGAAGGAGAGAAAGAGAGAGAGAGUUUAGAUAAAAUUAGACAAAGUAAAGGCACCCUAAUUUAAGGACAGAAAGAAUGAAAAUUUAAGACAUAAAUACUUUAGGCAAAUAACAAAAAACACGUGUAAGGUUGAUUUAUGAAAGUUGGACGUAAAAUUAAACCGGCAAAGAGCGAAAAUUAGAGGGUGUGUGUUGUGCGAGAGCGAAAUAACAAAGAAAUUCUAAGUAAUAUUUUAAGUCUAGGCUAAAACGAAUUUGGAACGUAUAAAGAAUACGGAGAAUAAUGCACGGAAAAAGUAUGUCACCUGUGUGUUUCUAUUCGACUGUGUGUGCUCUGCUCGGAAAAUGGAAAGGAACAGAAAACUAGAGGAAAGAAACGAGAAAUGACACCAGAAUCUUGCGCUAAGGAGAAAACACACACACAAGCAAUAGAGCGCAGUGCGAACACAUUUCGGCUUAACGAAACACCUCAUCAAUCCUCCAAACAAACACACUGUACUUCACAAAAUGUUCUAGUUUUGUGGCGCAUUGCAACCAAAUGGUUCGUAUGGUUUUGGUUUUUGCUGCCCGCCUGAUUUACAUUUUCGGUCAAUGCACCAAAAUCAUCUUUCGUUAACAUCCUUUUUGUUUUCCUAUUUUGAUUCGGGUGCCUCUGGCUGCCAUGUGUGUGUUUAGGUUCGUUUUCUAAUACUUUAAACAUUCGAUGAUCAUUUUUCUUAAUUUUUUAGGACGUUUGAGUUCUCCGAUUUUUCCCGACCAAUCGUAGUAUCCGAAAAAACCGAAACUUAUCCUUUUUGUGAGACUACCUACUCUAUCAAAUGUCUACCAUAGUGUAGGAUCAUAAAGCAAGGAAAAUUAUCUCACACAAGUAAUCGUAACACACAGCUAACCGUUCACGGAAUCGUUCAAUUGCUACCAUUCUC